Molecule: messenger RNA, 3267 nt
Organism: Tremella mesenterica DSM 1558
Lineage: Eukaryota; Fungi; Basidiomycota; Tremellomycetes; Tremellales; Tremellaceae
Exons: 3
Coding region: 1-3267 (1088 amino acids)
Source: RefSeq, a predicted model, not a curated record
AUGUCAGAAGUCCAAAUCACAGUUAACAUUCCUACUCCCAUUUUCUUAUUUCCAGCUUCUUCCUCUCGAUCCGUAUUAAGACCUAGGGUCUUGCGUCUAUCCCAUAAUCAGGAUACGAGGUCUGGUCCGUCUACCCCAUCGGUCGGGGGUUUCGGUUUGGACGGCGGUUCUUCGGAUAUUGCCAUUGGUCGAACUCGCCAAUCUCCACGAACGGAUGAUAUUCGAUGGAGGGACACUCUAGCUCAACGGGGAAACAAUGUUAACGGGCGAGAGAACUCUCAUACUGCUGGAAGAGGAUUCACUCCCGAUCUUGGACGGGAAAACCUCAACGGGAACGGUCCGAGUACACAUAUUCAAGAAGGUUACUAUAAACCUGAAAUCGAUGAUACCAUCAUUCGUGGUGAGAUCACUCUUACCUACCUUAUCCCUCCUCGUAAACCAUCAUCUCAUAUUUCUACUUCUUCACAAUCUUCCCGAUACCAUAACACUUCUCAUCUCAACUCGACUAUCCCACCUGGAUAUUCUCAAUCCAAGAAUAUCUCUAUCAACCAGACCAGACCUCAUUCAAAAUCAAUCUCUUUCCCUCCUUCUCACCACAAUACUACUACUCAAUCCCAAUCUCGAUCUAGACCCGCAACACCUAAAAGUCCCAAAACAUCUUUCACUCCACUCUCCAAACCGAGACACUUCUCUGAUCAAAAUGGACAAGACGAAUCGAAAACCAUAGGCCCUAUCAGACUUUUAUACCAAGUCACACGUCAAACUCGUCGUCCGACAAAAGAAGGACAACUUUAUUGGUCUUCCAAGUCCAUCCUCUACACUAUCACUUUACCCAUAACAUCCCAUAAUAUCUGUCUAGUGACAGGACAGAAGAAGAAUUUGGGUUUCACAUUGAAUUUACCUUCGGUUUUGCCUCCAAGUUUGGAAGGUCCGUUGGAGAGGAUAAUACAUUGUGUGUAUGUUGGUAUAGGGGAGACUUUACCUGAUUAUCCUAUCCCUAUUCCUAUCUCCACACCCACACUCACGUCUACACACGUAUCCGACAUCCCAGCUUCACCAUGCGUCUUAGGAUCAGGCGAAAGGCCGAGUGAUGUAUACGCUCCGGACGGUGAUUCUGAACCUUCUACAAGAAGAGACAGCGAGUUUUGUUCAAUCGCUCGUCAAGGAGACAGCUAUUCUUCUUCGCACGAUACCGUCAGGAGAAAAGGCGAAGAUUUUACACAAGACGACGGACAGCAAAGUGAUGGUCAGAAUGUGCAUGAUGACAAGGGAGAGAAUGACGAUCUCAAUCUCUCCAGUAGGAAUCAAAGCGACGUUUCCCUAGCCACUUAUAGAAUGCCCAUAGAAGAAGAUCCACCAGGUUACUUUGAACCUGAUUUUUCACCUUAUCCCACUCGUCCACAUACGCCCAACACACCGACUUCUACUCCCGUGGACACUGGAGAUUCUUCUAACAUGUACAUGAGGAGAUCUUCAUUAUCACCUUUAUCGUCACUUCCUUCUACUCGACCUUCCACGCCUGGUAUACCUUCUGUCGGUCAUGCGCUCAACGGCAUUUCCAUACCUGGAACACCGGUGUUGUCCUGUUUUACUCGGCCUUCUCAAUCCUCUACGCCUCCCGUCACCCGACCUUCCACACCUGGUACACCCAUGUUGUUCAACUCUACUCGACCUUCCACACCUGGCACACCCUCCGCAUGGCUUUAUUUCACUAGACCUACCACUCCUGCUACUCGCCCGACACAUCCAUCUCGAGAACCUACAUUCUCUUUCCCUUCCUCCGAAACUCAAUCAGGAUCAUUCCCACCAACAUACGACUCAUAUACGUCAACUUCCCACAUCUCAAAUUUCACACCACACAUCUCUGACCCCGAUUACUUACAAAUUCCAAUAUACGCCAAGGAACGUGAACGUGAAAAGGAAAAGGAGAAAGAAAAAGAGAAGCCAGAAAGAUCAUCAAGUUUUGCAUCUCUUGUCAAAGCGUUGAAAACUCGUCCGAGAUCCAACACCCAAGGUUCAACAUCUUCCGUUCGUUCACUCGCUUCCACCUUCGGCUUAUGGGAUUCCAAGCCCGAAGAGGAAGAAGAUAAUGAUAUCCCGGAAUUAUUGAAAGAUUGCGUGGAGAAUUCUCAAAGACGUGUAGAGGUGGUUUCUAGUUUGGAUCCUAGAGGAGAGUUACGGACUUUGUUAUGGACACGAAGCAGUUAUGUAAUGGGAUUAGGACGGUUGGACUUGACUGCUCAGUCUGAUCUAUUCGUCCUUGGUUCUUCAUUUCACUUCACACUUUCACUCCACUCCCUCUCUCCAUACGCAACUCUUCAUUCACUCCAAAUUUCGCUGAUCCAAACCACUCGUACACCUCACGCAGCUCAAACAGACACUUUCAUUCUCUCUCACACCGGUGUACCAUACUUUCUCCUAGACGGUCGACGUCCUCGCGGAGGAUCUCACGGUGAAUAUCUUUGGCGUGGACCUAAAUGUCCAACGAGAGAUUCGCAACCUAUUUUCCCAGGUCAUUUGAUAACUCCUACUUCGCUCGAGACUGGUAAAACCCUACGACUCCCUUCACCCGUUUUAGGUGCAAUACCAAGUUCACCUCAUCGUAUAUUACAUGAGGGACAAGCGAUAACGAAUCAUACAUUAAGAGUUGAGAUACAUUUUUCUUUAUUAGGAUUAUCGGCUUUGGAUACACCUUUACCACCUUGGUUAAAAUAUCCUUUACAAAAACCAGAAGGUGAAAUGAGAAGAAUGUGGGUCGAUCAUCCUGUUCAUCUAGGACAUUGUUUAUGUUCUUCUGAGAAUGUACAAGUUCCACCUUAUACAGAACGUGACUCGAGUUUAUCAACAUCACCUUCGAAGGGAAUCGUCAAUCUCAUUACCAAUCCCGUCAUAAACAAUGUCGAAACGUGGGAAUCGAGCUCUGUGGGCAAGAUGUCUUUGACGGGAGGUAAUGGUAGGAGAGAUUUAUCAGGGGUGGGAAAUGUAGCAACGUCAAGUGGGAAGAUUGUAAUCGGACAAUCGAAAGAAAUCGAAGAUCCUCAAAGUUGUAAAAUACCAAGACAUAGUAUACUUUAUACGCCACAUGAACGUUCAGGUAGAAGGGUAGGUUUACAUACUAGACAGAUGAUCAGGGAGAAGAUGGAAAGACAUAGGAAAGAAACGGAUGGUGAAUGUGUUUGUUUCUCAGUGGGGAAAGAGGAGGGGGAGGUCGUGGAAGAUGGUGGAGAAGGGGAAGGAAAGGUUGGAGAGUUGAGUCGAGUUGGGUGA